Cottoperca gobio is the source of this 3253-nucleotide messenger RNA. RefSeq names its product cracd like a (gene cracdla). The record is from RefSeq and is a predicted model, not a curated record. Bases 1 to 3042 code for a protein of 1013 amino acids. Lineage: Eukaryota; Metazoa; Chordata; Actinopteri; Perciformes; Bovichtidae. The transcript has 10 exons.
AUGGAGUAUUUCUCUGGAGGUACAGCAGAAAGCACUGAAGACAUUACAGGACGUAAAAAGUCCAAACUAAAGUCUCUGAAAAGCCGUCUGUUCGGGAAGAGUAAGAGAGGAGGUGGAGAGGCAGACGACAAACUCAGCCAGUCAUCCAGUGACGUCACGGCAGGAAAGGGACUCGGAUCUCAUGAAGAUUUGGCAUGCUCCCAUGGGAUCAUGGGAUCACGGGCAUUGUCCCAUGACAGCAUCUUUCUGGCUGAUGAGGUCCUGACAGACGCUGAACCAGCCCGGGUUUUAUCCCAGGAAAACGUUCACAGCAACAUCAAAGCUCUGCAGAUUAAGCUUCAGCAGCAGAAGAUGCAUUUGGGACCGCCACCUUUGGUUCUGCCAGUCAGACGUCCAGAGGAUGUGGGAAGCCGUUCGGAGGAUGACAGUCUUCCCCACAGCCCCUCUGAGAUCUCAGGAGCCCUCAGCAAGACCACAUCCCGGCCAUCCUCUCGUCCACUCUCACCCUUCCCCAAACCAGCACCGACCAAAUCUGUUCCCCUGACUCCAUCGCUCCCUUUGCCUCUUUCGGUCUCCUCCAAUUCCUCCUCUUCUUCUGUUGUUGAGCCCCCGCUGGACUUCAGCUCUCCAGUCCAGUUCACCCCCUGCCUGGAUACCUCUGCUGCACGCCACCGCAUGUCUAUCAAGCCCAGAAACCAGAGGGCCUGCUCCAAGAAGACACUCGCUGCAAAUGAAUCUAAAUCUCACUUACACACCCCAAGCAACAUCAACCACCCUGAGUCUUUGAGAGAAGAAGAGCAGAGGCUUAGCACUCAAGAUGAGGAAACAGAACAAGGAGGGGCCGUCAUUCCGUUUACAUCUCAGCGUCGUCCUUCAAAAUCCCCCGAGGUGGCACCAGUCACAUCAGAGGCAGCAUCCAAAUCAUCCAGCCUGACGUUUUCCCAACAGGAGCAGGCUCUUCCUGGGGGAGUGCCCUCUGUAUUUCGAGUUAAGCCUCACAGACCAGCGGAUGUAAUGCCCAGUGAACGGCCACACUCGUCCUUUAUACAAUCAGAACUGAAGGACAACAGAGGGGAUUUUGAGAUACAAAUAAUGUCCCAUGAGCAGAGAAAUGCUUUGACUUCCAACCAGCUCUCCAGUCCCUUCGGCUCAGUUCACCAGCAGCUUCAAGGUGAGUCAGAAAGCACAAGAGGAUUAAAGCGACCCACCGCAGGAUCUGGCUCCUUCCAUUUCUCCAUCACCACCGCCAAACACCGGGGUGGAGAAAGACCCCGAUCAGGCAGUUUUGUGGGAGUGCUGGAACACACUGAAGCCAGGCACAAGACAGGCGGGGGAACAAGCACGAGGGAAAAGGAAGAACUUAGAGGGGGCCCCUCUGCUGUGGGAAGACUGAGACAAGAGGGAGCUCCACACAAAAGCUCAGUUCUUCUCUGGGACAGGAGGGACAGCCUCAAGAAGGUGGAAUCAGUGGCACCAUCUACUAAAAAUGUGACCUCAGAUACAGGCGCUGCAGAGGUGGAGGAGGUGGAGAGCGCCCAGGAGGUGGUGGAGGACACGGUGGAAGCACGUGAGGUCGAGGAUGAUGAAGGAAAAACAGCGUUUGGUGUUAUACUGCGCUCCACGUCUUUGUCGAUGAGAUUUCGAGACGCCUCUUCUAACAACACGUCAAAGCCACCGGUGGGUGAGGAGCAAGGUGACAAACUAAAAAGACAGGAAAUAAGAGACCUCCGACCGACAGGUGAGUCUCUGAGAAAUAUUAAUAAUUUCACCUUGGAGAAAAUUGCAGCCAACCAAGUGUGUCUAACUGAACUGUGUCACUCCUUCGAUCCAACCCUGUCAGGCUUCUCCCUUCCAGUGAAGAACAAUCCUCACAUCAUGGCUACAGAAGUCCACACAACCUCCUCAAACAUUAAAGAAGUUGAAACUGCCGUCGCAGCGCUCCAGGAGCCUCAGCCUGCCCCCCCAACGGCCUCAUCCGAGGUGUCCUGGAUGAGCUUGGCAAUGGAAAAGACCAGAAGCCUCCAGCAGCUUUUCACUAGCAGAUUUCCCAGAGAUUUGACAGGCGUGCAGACCACGGCUCAACCUCAAGCACAAGUGCAGACUGAGACGCAGAGCGGAGCACAAGUACAGACACAGACUGUAAAAAUACAACAAAGUACAACUCCACUAGAGGCUGCGAAUCAACCAACAACUCAUGUAGUCAAAGCAGAAACAGUGCAAAGUCAAGCACAGACUGUCAAACCAUCACUGACGGCAGUGCAACAGAAGACAUCUGUUCAGUCAAACACCUCUCGAGAACCACAAACAGCAAAACCAACAAAUGAACGUCAGUCUGCAUCUCAUCCAGCCGUACAGACCAGGACAGCCCAGUCUCCCUUGCACUCCAUCACACAAGCAGAGACCUCAUCUCAAAUUGCACAAGGGAGUGUCACACAGUCUCUCGCACAAUCUUACCUUUCCUCAGGCCAGCUGACCCCCCGGAGCAAUCGAGGUCUUUACGCAGCCAACCAGCUCAAAUCAACAACCUCAGUUUCUGCAACAUCAUUGACUUCAGCUCUUCCUCCAGUUCCGGCCUUGGGAAGAGGGGAAAGAGAAACCGCAGUGCAGGAGAAAGAGGGCGCAUCACAGUCGGGAAAACGAGCAGUUUUGGCCGGGGCAGUAAGCGAGAAGGCGGCUUUUUUGGAGAAACGGGCAGAGUGGACCAAUCCACCUGGAACCAAGGGGGUGGAAUUGAAGAAAGCUCAAACAGAGGUGCAGAUAUCAGGUGAAUCCGCUGCCUCGGUGAAAAGCACGGCCCUAAGCAGAGACAUCAAACCAGAGGGAAGACAAGGGGUGAAGCUCGCAGAGUCAAGUCCCACCAAAGUUCCAGACAGACGUCGUGAGGAAAAAUGUCUGCGGAAAAACGUGGUGACAUCUUCAUCGCGCUCAUCGUCACCUACAAUGCAGUCAGCGUUGCCGUCCGUGUCUGAGAGCGGCCAGCCGUCCUGGAUGGAGCUGGCGAAAAGAAAGUCGAUGGCCUGGAGUGAUAAGUCUAUGGACUGAGAGAAACAGACAAACUGAUGGUACACCUGUAGACAAAUUGUCAGAGAAAUGUUGAUCCCUCUCUGUCGAGGCUGUUGGGUUUGUGUAUUGAAUAAGUGUUCGUAUUAAUGCAGACAGAGAAUAUAUAAUGUAUUAUAAUUCCUCUUUACCACAAACACAUCAAGAUAAAUUGUAUUUCUGAAUUUUCUUUCAUUUCUCAAGUGACUUAAUG